This is a messenger RNA of Brassicogethes aeneus, 1851 nucleotides long. The record is from the annotation of a GenBank genome assembly. NCBI's taxonomy places the organism in Eukaryota, Metazoa, Arthropoda, Insecta, Coleoptera, Nitidulidae.
CGAUAGAGAAAUCCCCACCCACGAAAGAGCACACGUGCAAAAUGCAUUUUCCAUUUACAAUACGCGCAGGAAUUAUUCAAUUAGCGGCUUUAUAAGUUGAAAGGUGUAGGCCAAGUUAAUAUCUAGUCUCAGCGUCUAUCUCAGAUAGUAAUUUAUCAGGAAACAAAUAAAUUGUGAUAUAGGAUAAAUAUGGUACAAAACGAUAGUUCAAAUUCGGGAGACGAAAGUAGUCCUCCUGUGAUUCCGGAAAAUCCUGCAAAAGGCAUUGACAGCGGUAAUUUCCGUUUGGUAGGAUGGGGAAUAGAUACUACGGGACGUCGCCUAAUCGACGAGAUCUGUCAGAUCGCCGCUUACACUCCUACAUCGCAAUUUGCCCAGUACAUUAUGCCAUUUGCAGAUUUGAACCCAAUAUUCAGUCGUAAACACAGUAUGCGAGUGGUAAACACAGUGCGUUACAGGCGCCUAAAAGAUUUGAAAACCAACCAAUAUGUAAAAACCAAGAGCGAAAUAUCCGCUUUGACAGACUUCCUCCAGUGGCUAGAAGAAGUAAAAGGUGACUGUGAUGGUGUACUUCUUGUCUACCACGAAAUCCGUAAGGCAUCACCUGGAAUGCUUUUGGAAUCCCUAAGGAGAUACAGUCUGGUUGAGAGGUUUUCAAAUGUAGUCAAGGGAUUCACAAACGGAUUCAACAUUGCCCAGGCAAAGUGUGCAAAUACCACAAAGUCUUUUAGUUUAAAAGUUAUGUCAAAAGUAUUAUUAAAUAAGGAGGAUGAAAUAUUCAGCAAUGCUGUUGAAAGGGCAAGAGCAUCCUACGAUAUUGCGGUACACCUUGCACAAGGUGAGCGCCAGGAGUUGGAAGCCAAAGCUAGUGGAGAUUGCACUGGUCAAGAACCCCACAUUGUUGGGUUCAUGUGUCCAUACACAAAUUCCAUAUCCGCUGAGGAAGAAGAAAUUGCUGGUUUCAAGGUUCUUCUGGAAAUACAAAAUACCUACAGGCCAGUGUUUGGAGCUUUGCUGAGAGCAAGUAAAACUGAAAGACAAAAAGCAAGCCAUUUGAGAAGACUAUUGGCCGAAAACAAUAUAAGCUAUGACAAGUCCAAGGAGGCAUAUGAAAAGAAUGCUAAAGAAGGACUAGGAGAACUCAUUAAAACUGAAAUUGCAAAUGCAAAAGACGAAGAAUUGGAGGAGCUGUUGGAAAUUUUGGACUGCUUCUUUGAUCCGGAGAAAAAGGCUGUGCAGCCCAAGAUCAGGCCCGGCUACAACAACAACAACAACAGAGGGCCGAGAAGGAAGUCGUACAACCAAAACAAAAACUCCACCUCGGAAUCGCACAGUCCGAACGCGUCGAGCGACAAUCCGGAGAGCGCGGAGACCUCUCCGAGAACCGACGCCGAGGUAAAAGUCGAACCAGUUGAAGUGCAAUAGUCGCAGGUUAGUUGUAAUUUGUGCCGACCCCCCCUCCCCCCGCGUUUUCACGAAAAAAUGGAUUUUGUUGUCAGGCCGUUAAAAAACGUGGUAGAUUUAUUAUUAUUAUUAUUAACCAAGACACACUUUCGUUUCGCUUUAUUAAUAUAAAUAUAUUAUCGUUGAUUCAUUUUGCAGAAUUUUGUUUAAUUUAUUUUUAAUAACGAAAGUUGUGAAUAAAUAAUUACGACAUGCAUUGUAUUGAUAAAUAAUAUUUAAUGUUAUAGUUGCAUUUUUUAAGAAAAGAGUUUUAUGUUUAUGAUUCACGAAUUUCGUGAUGGUUUUUUUAUUUUGUGAUAAUAGGUGAUUUGUAGUAACAUUGAUUUAGAGUAUUUUUGUUACAUACCUGUUAUUUAUUAAUGAGUUUAAUAAAGUUUAUAUUAACAA